Molecule: messenger RNA, 1685 nt
Organism: Marmota monax (woodchuck)
Lineage: Eukaryota; Metazoa; Chordata; Mammalia; Rodentia; Sciuridae
Gene: Vstm2l
Product: V-set and transmembrane domain containing 2 like
Exons: 4
Coding region: 42-656 (204 amino acids)
Source: RefSeq, a predicted model, not a curated record
CCCGAUGUGAGGCGGCGGCGCCCCCGGCCCGAGCGCGCACCAUGGGGGCCCCGCUCGCCGUGGCGCUGGGCGCCCUCCACUACCUGGCACUUUUCCUGCAACUCGGCGGUGCCACGCGGCCCGCCGGCCACGCGCCCUGGGACAACCACGUCUCCGGCCACGCCCUGUUCACAGAGACGCCCCACGACAUGACAGCGCGGACCGGCGAGGACGUGGAGAUGGCCUGCUCCUUCCGCGGCAGCGGCUCCCCCUCCUACUCGCUGGAGAUCCAGUGGUGGUACGUGCGGAGCCCCCGGGACUGGGCCGACAAGCAGGCCUGGGCCUCCAACCAGCUAAAAGCUUCUCACCAGGAGGACGCAGGGAAGGACGCCACCAAAAUAAGUGUGGUCAAGGUGGUGGGCAGCAACAUCUCCCACAAGCUCCGGCUGUCGCGGGUCAAGCCCACGGACGAGGGCACCUAUGAGUGCCGCGUGAUCGACUUCAGCGACGGCAAGGCCCGGCACCACAAGGUCAAGGCCUACCUGCGGGUGCAGCCCGGCGAGAACUCGGUCCUGCACCUGCCCGAAGCGCCUCCGGCCGCGCCCGCCCCGCCGCCGCCCAAGCCGGGCAAGGAGCUGCGGAAGCGCUCGGUGGACCCCGAGGCCUGCAGCCUCUAGCCCGCCCGCGGUACAGAGUGCAUGAGGGCCGCCGGGCGCUGGGGACAGGACUGCCUGCGGCCGCCUCCCGGCCCGCGGCGCCGCCGGCCUCUGCCCAGCACCCCGCUCAGCAUGUGACCCCGCCCGCCCCCCAGACCCCGCUCCCCGGCUCGGAGAAGGUGGUCCAGGGCUCCAAGGGGACACGCUCUGGGCGCUGGGAUGGGGACCAUGCCAGGCCUGGGCUUCCCCUCUCUGUCACCAGCUUCAGUGGAGUCCCGUGUUUUGCUUUGCUUGCUUGUCCCCACCCUGUCCUGAGCCGGGCCUCCCAGCCUUAUCGCCCUCCCUCCUGUGGUCCCCGCUUGGCCCUGGGGUGUGGACAGUGACCCCUCCCGACUCUGGCCUCGAAUCCUCUGAACAGAGCUUGAGCCUCUUCCCUGGUGAAGAACUGGGGCGGGAGCCCCCAGGAGAGCCUUUCUGGGGUGGGGUGGCCCGCAGCAGGGCCACUCACAGGACCCUGGGAGACCCGUGGGGUACCCUCCCUGAGGCCCUUCCUGGUCAGCUUCUUUAUUCCUGAAGACGCCCCGGCUUCCCUUCCAGGGCGGUGGGAUCCAGGGACCUGCCUGAUCACAUAGCCCCUGGGAGGUCCCCGCUGCCCCAGGGCCCCACGCAGAGUUUGCACCAGCAGGACCCCGUCCAGGGUCUUCGAGGCUCUUAGGAGCCCCCCUCUGCCAGCCCCCAAUGUCCCAGCCCCCUCUUGGAUCCUGCCAAGUCUACCCAGGGGCCUGGGACUGUUGAGAGCCAAGGGCCCCCCUCCACCAAUUCCCUCACCAUUCCAGAUCAGGGGGACACCCACCCUGGUGAGUUGUAAAUAUUUCUAUUGGGCCCACCACCCCACCCCCACCCCGGGAACUGGCUCAAACCUCUGGCCGCCCUCAGCGAUGGUCCGGGUGUGGGAGAGGCCCAGGGCUUGCCUAGGGGUGAGUGGGUCGCUCUGUACACAUGAUCCAGUCUGUGACUACCAGCCACCUGAAUAAAGCUGUUUAAAACAAA